Molecule: messenger RNA, 4156 nt
Organism: Drosophila willistoni
Lineage: Eukaryota; Metazoa; Arthropoda; Insecta; Diptera; Drosophilidae
Exons: 2
Coding region: 3391-4131 (246 amino acids)
Molecular function (GO): nucleic acid binding; zinc ion binding
Source: RefSeq, a predicted model, not a curated record
UGUUUCAUUUCAAUUUUAAAAACCAAACGCUUAAAAAAACACCCGUUAUAAAUAGCCUCUUUUGCAGCAUCGAAAAGCGCCAUAUAUUCUGCCUCGGUACUGCUUAGAGCCACAGAUUUUUGCUUCCUUGAUGUCCGUGAGAUUACUGAGCCGCCCCACAUGAAUGCGUAUCCAGUGUAGGACUUUCGAUAGAUAGUUGAGUCACCUGCCCAAUCUGCAUCUGCAAAGCCUGUGAUCGCAGCGCCGGUCUUCUUGUACGUUAUUGCCAUAUCUACCGUCUGGUUCAGAUAUCUCAGCACUUGUUUCGCUGCUGCGAGAUGCUCGCCAUGGGGAUCCUCUGUGAUAAUUUGCACACCGAGUGCAAAAUGUCUGGUCGUAUAUACAUCAAAGAGCCUAUUACGGAUUGAUACUCCGUAGCAUCGAUGCGUUUGCACGACUUGUUGUCGCACUUAACCUGGAAAUUAGCUUCUAACGGGGUGGAUACCGUGCGGCAAAUCUCCAUGCCCAGUUGCUUCAACAGGCUUCUAAUAUGCAUACUCUGGCUGAGACGUAUAGCCUCUUUGUCACCAUCACGUUGGAUUUCGAGACCCAGAAAGUGUGUAAUCGGUCCUUUGUCGACAACCUGAAAUUCAGAAGAGAUAGCCUGUUUAGUAGCUAACAUCUUACCCUUGUCUGAACACGCAAGCAGCAAGUCAUCAACAUAUACGGCUAUUACGUCCAUCGUCUUAUCUGGUGCACAUCUUGUGUAUAGGCAUGGCUCACUUUCACAUUUCAUAUCCCAACUUUCUCAGAACAGCAUCCAACGUUGUGUUCCAAACUCGGCCAGCUUGUUUUAGACCGUACAACGACUUUUUUAGCUUCAGCACACCGCCAGAUUUGUCAUCGUAAAACUCCGGUUGCUGCAUAUAGACCUCUUAUCCAAGAUCUCCAUUCAAGUAUGACGUCGUUACAUCGAUUUGAAGAACGUAUAGUUCAUAUUCCGCUGCCAUUGCAAGGAUCAUCCGUAUCACCACCGGUGAAUAAGUCCCUUUGUAAUCUCUUCCAUAUUUCUGGCUGCACCCUUUCGCCACGAGCCUUGCCUUGUGUCGGUCGAUUUCUCCAGUUGCAUUCUCUUUCAGGGUAAAUAUCCAUUUGCAUCCAAUGGGUUUCACACCAGCUGGUAAUUUAACUUGUUCCCAUGUAUUGUUUCGCAGUAAGGCUUCAUAUUCAUCUUGCAUUGCUGUAUUCCAUUUCUCUGCUUGUUGACUCGUUAGUGCUUGUUGCACUGUUUCUGGUAUUUCUACGUUAGUUGCCAACAUUACAUUCAGAAAAUUAUAUUGUUUGGUUGGUCGUCCUCGUAGACCCGUUCUGACUAUUUUUGGUCUGCCUGGUCCCCUUUGUUCUGCAGCUCACGCAAACUUUGCACAUUUAAAUUACCAUAUCGCAUAUGCCAUUUUUCAAGCUCAUCGGAGGCUUUAGAAACACACAGUCUCUCUUGAUUUUUAGUUUCACACAGAAACAAUCCACAGACCUUUUUGGCCAUUAAUAUAUUGAUGCCCUUAUCGUCAUUAACUUUGGUAGUUCCCGAAUUGAAAAGUACGGUGCAUCCAUUUGAAACCGCGUUUCCCACCGAUAUUUAAAUUGCAUUGCAAGCCUGGUACAAAUAAAACGUCUCUGAGCGUUAUUGUGUACCCAAGUUUGCUAUGUACAAUCACUGUUCCUCUGCCUUGUGACGUCAUAAAAUAAUUUCCUGCCAACUCAAUAAUACAUCACAUGUGUGAUGUCGCGCCACUAUCGAUAACCCAAUCAUCGAUAUCCAUCCGAUUGUUAGUGGCAACGCCAGCAAUAGAUCGUUGCCCCUCUUUAUUCUUCCAAUAUUCGCAUAUUCCGCUCUUUUUCCCGCCUCUCACAUUGGCGUUGUUUUCAUUCUCUUCUUUCAUCGCGCAUUUUGCCACGAAAUGUCCUGGUUGGCCACAUUAAAAGCAUCGGCGCCUGUCUGCCUCUGACUUGUUGUCUCGUCGCUUACCCCUCUCACCACCGAUAGAGCAUGCUGCGAAUGCCUGUACAACAUCGUUUUGAUUGUUCGUCUUUCGUCGUUAAUUUUCUUCGGCUAGCUUGCAUUUUAUGGUACUGAAACUCGGCAACUCAUCACGAGCUUCCAAGGCCACGACAAAGUUCUCAUAAGACAUGGGCAAACUCGCAAGCAACAAAAUUACGGUAGACUCUUCUGGCAAACUUACAUCGAUCACCGACAAAUUUUCAACAAUGUUUGAAAAUUCCAAUAUGUGUUUUUGCACGCUGUCACCUUCAGCCAUUCUUUUGUUUAAUAACUGCUUAAACAGGGUCACUUUUCUCACUGGACAUGUUGGUCGAUGGAACUUUUCUAGUUCUUUCCAUAUCUCGCUAGAUCUUUCGCAUUCAUUUUUCUUGCAAUGUCCGUUAUACCGAGAAAAAAUAUACGAAUCUUGAACACUCAAUACUUUCACACUAUUUUUUAGUGAAUACACUUAACACUGAGGCCCAUAACCUGUUGGUUUGUGAAAAGUGUAGAACUACAACGUUUGGUUGCUUAGAUGAGAGUGAGCUCAAUUUUAUUAUACAUAAUGUAGUAGGAGAGACGGUCACACUUGCUCUCUUGCUACUCUUCGAUCCCAGUAUUUUAAUUGACUCUCGGAGAGAGGGAAGUUUAGCGCAUCUGUCGUGUGAGUCAGUCGUUGCUGAGCGUUGAGGAGUGUGAGACAGAUAUCAAGAUAACUACGAUAAAUAAUAACUAUAAUAAACACUAACUACAAUAAGUACAUUACGAAAUAAAAUAAACUACAAUUAAUUUAAAGCACAUAAAACGCGAAUCUCUUAAACACCCUGACAUCGGUCAAUUCAUCUCCCGCCCACAAUAUCAGAAGUGGUGAACUUUAACACAAUGGACAUCAACAUUGAGGCUCACAAUUUGCCAACUUUGAAGAAGUGGCUGGAGCUGUUGGACUUGCCUACAACAGGGUCAAAGGCCGAGCUUGUGGCGCUCUUAAACGAUGUUCCAGUGGAUCGACGAGGAGCUUGUUCCAUAUCUAUUGAACUGAGACUGUCGAGGAAAGUACAGAAGACGAAAGUAACUGUCAACUGUCAGAGACCAAAAAUGAGAAAGAGGGAGACAACAACACUGAUGUCUUGCUGAAAAAAUUGUGCGAUUUACUGCGACCACAAUUGUUCGACAUAGUGGCGCCUCAACGCCAGACACAAAACGAAACGCACGAUUCAGUGCCGACGCAACGACGGUUGCGCGAACGAGAGCGGCAGCGAAAACGAGAUGGCAGCAGAACUGAUUGGCGCGCAAACCAGCGUCGUGAACCAGAACCAAUUGGCGCGCAAUACCAGCGUCGUGAACCAGUGUUGGUAAACCAACUCUCGGAGGAAAUGUUGGAAAGCAGUUUUUCGUCAGCUGGAAAAUUCCAAUUAGCGAAGGAAGCGUUGUUGGAAUUUAAUGGGAACUCGUGUGGAAAGAAAUGGCUCACGCAGCUGACAAAUAUAAGCGGUGUAUAUGGAAUCAAAGGUGUACAAAUGCACAUGCGUCUAGUCUCCAAACUUAAAGGACGGGCUCAUGAGUGGCUUCAUGCCAAUGGUACGCGCAUUUUGGAACCCGUGGACAACAUAUGUGAGCACCUUGUCGAGUCGUUCGGGAAAACUGUGUCUCAAGCAGAUGCCAGGCGCCUAUUCGAGUCUCGAAUUUGGAGCGCCAAUGAGAGUUUCGUUAGUUACAUCGAUGAGAAGGCCAGGCUGUCAGAUGCUAUCUGCAUCAGCGAAGAGGAGCGAGUAGACAAAGCCAUUGAAGGGAUUCCUGUGGAGGGACUCCGCAUUCAAGCGCAGAUUCAAGGAUUGAAGUGGAUUGCAGAAUUGCGCCGUGCAUUUUCAGGCAUUCAGAUACCGGUACAGCGAGCAGCAAGAGAAUCUACAAAGGUGGCCGCUAAGGGCAGACGUUCCAAAGAAGAUUUCCGUUGCUACAACUGCAACUCGAAGGGCCACAUGAGCAAGGACUGUAUGAAACCCGACAGAGUGCCAGGGUCCUGCUUCGGAUGCGGUGCCUUGGAUCAUUGGGUGGCUAAGUGUCCACUUAAUAAAGAGAAGCUAGCUAAAGGAUGCGAUGACCAUGCUUCAUAGACUCAGGCAGUGAUGUUUCACUUAU